Messenger RNA from Salvia miltiorrhiza (redroot sage), 3473 nucleotides. RefSeq lists its product as uncharacterized. The coding region runs from base 137 to 2191 and encodes 684 amino acids. The transcript has 3 exons. Lineage: Eukaryota; Viridiplantae; Streptophyta; Magnoliopsida; Lamiales; Lamiaceae. The record is from RefSeq and is a predicted model, not a curated record.
CUCAACAUCUCCCAUUUCCCUCCAAUUUUGCCUCUUUCAAUUUCGAGGGGAGUUUGCAGAAUUCUCACUUCCUCUUUCUCUCGUUGAAUAAUAAGCACACGCACUGAAAAAUCGAAAGAUUUGAAGAAGCAAAGAAAUGAAUGGUUUUGAGAAGGGUUUGUCUCCGUCGAAAUCGAAUGCGAACCGCAAUCUCCCGUCUUCUGGAUCGGUGGAGAAUGAUGAAAAUGAUUCAAGUGUGGAUAAAUUGAUUCCACAAUUUGCAAACAACGAAAUUGCAUAUGGCAAACAUUUCAUGUCUGGGGUUGCAAGAAUGAAAAUUCUUGCUGAGAUAAAGGGAAAUCCAAGCAUUUGUGAUGCUCAAGCUCACAAAAACUCCAAUCUGGAUUUGGAAAGUAGUCCCCCGAAAAGGGGAAUUUGCAAUUCUUCUGUGAAGGUUUAUGACCCUUUGACGAACUACCUCUCCCCACGGCCUCGUUACCUGCGUUUCAAUCCAAAUAGGCGUCGCGAGAUACUCAAGAGAUUUGAGAAGGAGUUGAAUAGCUCUCUUGAUUCUGAGGAGGCUAGUGAUGAAGAGGAGAUUGCAGACUCUUCUCUUUCACCUCCAAAAGGAAGUGUCGUUGAUGGUUAUGAGGCAGUAGAGGAGGAGAUUGCAGACUCUUCGCGUUCCCCUCCAAAAGGAAAUGAUGUAAAUCAGAGAAAUGGAGUUGCAUCUGACGAAGGUAAUGGUAGUGUCGUUGAUGGUUAUGAGUCGGAGGAGGAAGAGAUGGAGGAAAAAGGAUGGUGUCUUAGAGGGAUAUCAAAGCUGCUUUUUACACUGAUUGCUUGUUUGUUGUUAACCUCCUACAUUAGUCCAAUGAGCUCACCAACAGAUUUAUCAACUCAACAAGCCAUUUGGGAUUUUAAAGAUAGUGGUGUUGUGAUCAAGAAUCAAACACUUGAAUUUUUCUGCACGAAUUUGCAUGGCAAUGGCUUCUUUGAAGUGGAAGAUGGAGGUAAUAACAGUAUUGACGAGGCAGAAGUCGAGGAAGAAAGUUAUGGUGGUUAUGAUGAGAGCAUCGAAGCAGGGAUUGUUGUGUAUUUGGAGUGGCACAAGAAGGAGAUGGCUGGAAAUGAGAAUGUAAAUAGUGAAGAUAACAGUAUUGAGGAGUUAGAAGUUGAGGAAGAAAAUGGUGGUGAAACUGAUGAGAGUAUUGAGGCAGAAAUUGUUGAAUAUUUGGAGUGGCAUGAUGAGAAGGAGAUGAUUGGAAAUGAGAACGUGGAUAGUCAAGAUGUAGCUGAUGAAGCUGCAGAAUUUGAGGGCGUGAGAGAUGCUCGAUUUGAGUUUGAAGCUGAUGAAUCCGAGCACUUGAUAGAUGCAAAAACAGAUGAAAAUUUAGAUGGUGGCAUUUUGUUGGAUAUGGAAGUAGUGUCUUCUUAUACUGGUUUGGAUGAGGAUAAUGUAAACAAGGAUGAAGCUGCAGAAACGGAGAUUAUAGGCAGUGGUGUAGAUACCAAUGCGUUCUUGCUGGUACCUGUAUUGGAGGAGAUACCAACGGAGUCCAAAGGCGCAGACGACACAAGAUCAGUGGAGGAACUUGUUGUUCUUGAAUCACAUGAAGAGUUGAGUGAUUCCACAGAUGAAGUUGGAAUGGAGAAAUCGGAAUGGAACACCGUUGUUGGAGUUUCUGCAGUACUACUCGUAGUUUCAACAUCAAUAGCCAUCAUUUAUUCGAGAAAAUCAAGAAGCAGCACAUCUUCUAAGGGAUCUGAUCCUGUGCUAAAGCAAAAACUUGCAGCUGAGGGGAAUGUGCUUCACCAAGCACCUGUGCUUCAUUCCAUUGAUAGGAAAGUCGAGUUUUUGGCUAGAGCUUCACUACCAUCAUCUCACUCGAAGCUCGCCAGCCACAUCCACGCGCCAACAGUCGAGUUGAUUGGUGAGAUCGUUGUUGGACAGCCUAGCAGAGUUGGAAACUCGGGGAAGUUCCAGAUGAUCGUGUCUGAAGACGAGUGCAAGCGUGGCUCACGACCUCAAGUGGUGGUUCCUGCGCCGUCUCAGCCAUCUGCAGUCAGCUUCACUCCACGUGGAAGCUUUACUACUGAAAGAAAGAUCUCAAAGAAAGAGGGAGGCCGAAGUAGAGAAGCCAUGAUUGUUCCUACUCCAGUUAGGCGAUCAAGCAGACUCCGAAAUCGAACCACAGUUAUGUCUCCAUGAAUCUUCGUCAGUUAGCUAGGAUCUUUGUCUGAAACAGCAUUCUCAGUUGUUUCUGCAAUGUCUCUCUCUCUCACUAAAGCUAGGAUCUUUGUCUGAAACAGCAUCCUCAUUUGUUGUCUUCCAACAUCUAAUUGUCUCUUUAUCUUUAAACAAAAUUAUAAUAAUCUAGUUACUAUAUUUGCUUCUGAAAUGUGGUUUUUUGCUGUUCCCUCCUAUUUCUUGAUAGCAUUCAGACCAUUUUAUAACUAUCUUGAUAAACACUCAAAUUUGCUUUUUAUAAAUUUCCUCCUAUUUCUUGACAGAAUCACACAAAGUUGGAUAAAAAGUAGAACCAAUUGUAACUUUUGAUCUGAAAUAAAAAGGUAAUCUCAUUUCUGUACUUUUUGUGCCUAUGAACAAUGAAAGAAAAUAGAAUAUGAUCACAAAAUUGCUUAUAUACAACUCUUUCUCUCUCUCUCUCAUGUGUGUGUGUGGAUGUUAUGUAAAACUUUUUCUUCAACAUUCCAAAUCCUGGUGAAGAGGGGUGAGAGGGGGCUUGGUGUUCAUAACACCCCCUCUCUUAGUUGGAAAUGAUGAGAGAGAAACACCCCUUGAAGCCUUCUUUGAUAUGGUGGCCUUAGGUAGAGUAUACUGCUUGUAGCUAUGCAAACCAGUUCCACAGCUCUUGGAAGCCUUCAAAUUUCUUCUAUAUGGAGUUGCUGCUUUCUUCAUCAGAUCUUCAAUGCUUGCCACCCUUGAAAGUGAUGUGAACGACUCUGAUUUCCCUUUGUAAAACUGGGAAAGCCCUCUUCUGCACACACCAAAUCAUUUCAUCUCAUUUAGUCUCCACAUAAAAUAUAAGAUCCAAAAAAAAUAAAAAAAUCGAAGUUUCACUUACUUGAUGGGCAAUUGGUCCAUGAUCUCUGAAAGAUCAUAUAGAGCUCCGCUGCAGCUGGAGUUCAACGAUGACGAUGAAGAAGAUGAUGACACAUCAUCUACUGUAUCAGAUGAAGUUAUGGAUGAUCCAUUUGAAGCAUCUGAAUCUUCUCCAAUAGAUGAAGAUGAAGUAGCUGAUAAUGAUUCAAAUCUUUCUUCAUUCUUCAAGUUGUUACCUUUAUAUUGCAACCAUGAAUCUUGAAACAUAUGAUGAUGAUGGCUUUUCCCUCCUUCCAUCUUCGACAGAUUACACAAAAAUAAAAUUAAAUCAAGAAAAAAUUAUCAAGAAACAGAUUAAAGGGAUCUCAAGAAACUCUUUUCUGCAGUGGGUAGAUAUAUAUAGUCUUCUCAAAUACUUGAACAACAU